CUACUUUGUUAUUCAGUUACUUAUGCAUUAUCAUUAUUCUUAAGAGUAAUGAUGUAAAAGUGCUUUUUUUCCAAAUGUUAAUUUAGUUCUUUGCAGAUGGUAACCAUCUGUUAAAUGACGCUUUAUAUAGCUUGGAUGGACUGACUGUUACAAUAUAUACGUAUAGCUGUGGAGGUGAAACUGCUAGAUUUGUUCUUUUCCCGUUGCUGUUAUAUUCAAUGGAAAUUUUCAAAGCUCUCUAUUUUUGCAUGUCUUCUGUAUUUAUAAAUGUUAUUUUGAGUUAAAGCCUGAAAUUUGCAAGCCAAUUCAUAUAGUGCUUUUGAGACAAUAAUAAUGUUAGGAAGCACUGCUGAAAUGCAACACUAUUCAUAGCAAUUACGAGGGCCCUAAUUUCGCAAAGGAACCAUGUGGAUGGACCAAUAUGAACACUUACUGAAACACUGCAAGUCUGCAUUGAGUGUAAGCAUCAUGGCUCAGAGAUUAGACAAUCUCAUCAUCUGUGACACUGUUUUUGUGUGUGUUAACAGCAGAUCACUCUCCAGGACUCCUUUUUAAAGGAGAAAAAAAUAUUAAAUCCAAAUACACCUGAAUGCUACCAUCAAAAAGUGGUUUUUGAAGAAACUAAACCCUUUAAUUUUUAUACAUUGUUCAAUGCCAGCUAGCUCCAUUUCUCCAUAAGCUACACAAAUUGUGCUGGAUAAUAAAAUGGCUCCACUACCAAAUGCUGAUUUAGUUCAGAAUUCUUUGCAGUUGUAUCGUUACCUGCUUCGAUGCUGUAAGCAGCUUCCCGAAGAGAAUAUUCGGCAGCAUUACAGACAUGCAAUCAGACAGAGUUUCAAGGUCCAUGCGGAUGAGGACAGUCCUGAACGAAUUCAGCAGAUUAUUAGAAGAGCUAUUGAAGAUGCUGACUGGGUCAUGAAUAAAUAUAAAAAACAGAAGUAGAAGAGGAAGAAUGAAGGCCAAGAACAUCUCUGGUUUGUGCUUGACAUACUGGUUAUCUUCUUCAUUUAAAGGUGGGUCCCUAUCGUGUGUGACCCUGACCUUUAAGCUGCUGUGGAAACAGACACGAUCCAGCCGGGUGGCGGGCACUGCCUGGUGCCAUAACUGACAUGCAAUGUUGUACAGAGGCCUUCACAGUUUUUUUGCAACAUGUAAUAAAUGUCGU
Molecule: messenger RNA, 1165 nt
Organism: Nothoprocta perdicaria
Lineage: Eukaryota; Metazoa; Chordata; Aves; Tinamiformes; Tinamidae
Gene: LYRM9
Product: LYR motif containing 9
Exons: 5
Coding region: 706-942 (78 amino acids)
Source: RefSeq, a predicted model, not a curated record